UCUCUAGCGUCUUGAUACUUUCUAGCGAAAAAAAUUAAUUUCGCGCUCUUAUUGUUAUUUUACGUAAAUUAAUUGGCAACGGAGCGUGCGAAUGGCCGACGAAGAUGACGAGGUGUCACAGAGGAUGGCGGCGGCGCCCGUUCGCAAGCCGGAUGACGAGACGGCCUUUCUGGAGUACAUCGAAAUGGAGAACUUCAAGUCCUACCGCGGUCACAUAGUUGUGGGUCCCCUGAAGCAGUUCAACGCGGUUAUUGGGCCAAAUGGUUCCGGAAAGUCGAACUUCAUGGAUGCCAUCAGUUUCGUGAUGGGCGAAAAGACCAGCAGUCUACGUGUAAAGCGACUCAACGACUUGAUUCACGGUUCUUCCAUUGGCAAGCCCAUUUCCCGCAGCUGCUAUGUGACGGCCAAGUUUGUGCUCAAUCAGGACCUGCACAUGGAUUUCCAGCGGGCGGUCAUAAGCGGCUCCUCGGAAUACCGCAUCAACGGAGAGAGCGUCUCGAGCAGCACUUACCUGAACAAGCUGGAAAAGAUCGGUAUCAAUGUCAAGGCCAAGAACUUCCUGGUGUUUCAGGGUGCUGUAGAAAACAUUGCCAUGAAGACACCCAAAGAACGCACGGCUCUUUUUGAGGAAAUCAGCGGCUCUGGCCUGCUCAAGGAUGAUUACAACCGAUUAAAGCAGGAAAUGAUUGUGGCAGAGGAGGAGACGCAGUUCACCUACCAAAAGAAGAAGGGCAUUGCGGCGGAACGCAAAGAGGCCAAGCACGAGAAAAUGGAAGCCGAUCGCUAUACUCGCCUCCAAAACGAAUACAAUGAGAAACAAGUGGAGUAUCAGCUGUUCAGGCUCUUCCACGUCGAGAGAGACAUUCGCAAGUUUACCAGUGAUUUGGAAGUGAGACAGCAAGAGGUUAAGGCUGUGGAACAGCGCAAAGAAGCCGCCGAUGAAAUCCUUCGCGAGAAAAAGAAGGACGCUGGAAAGAUAACGCGGGACCUGGCUAAAAUCGAUCAGGAAAUACGGGAGUUUGAAACACAGAUGAACAAACGCCGGCCGUUAUACAUCAAAGCAAAGGAGAAGGUUACCCACUGCAAAAAGAAGCUCGCUUCGCUGCAAAAGACUCUGGAGACAGCCCGCGAGGCAGACAAUGCCCACCAGUCAGAUAUACGAAAGCUUGAGAAACAGCUGGCCGAUGUUGAGGCUCUAAAAAAAAGGUUUGAGGAUGAGAUCGAGAAUGAAUCGCAGCGCCGGGGAAAGAGUGUCAACAUGGAGGAAGGCCUAGUGCAGGAGUACGAUCGUCUUAAGCAGGAAGCGGAGGCCACAGCGACUCAGUACCGUUCCGAGCUGGACUCGGUUAACCGGGAGCAGAAGUCCGAACAGGACACGCUCGAUGGCGAGACAAAUCGUCGUGCCUCCGUUGAGGAAUCCUUCAAGAAACUCACUCUGCAGCGUGAGGAAGCUGUGAAGCGUCGAGACAAACUGAUGGACCACAUAAAAUCCUCCCAGGCAGCUUUGGAGGAGCAGAACCGCAUCAAAGACGAGCUCCGUAGAGAUGUUGGUAGCUCGAAGGAGAAGAUUGCCGAAAAGCAACGCGAGCUGGAAAACGUGCGCGACCAACUAGGCGAUGCCAAGAGUGACAAGCACGAGGAUGCGCGGCGGAAAAAGAAGCAGGAGGUGGUUGAGCUGUUUAAGAAGCAGGUUCCCGGAGUGUACGACCGUAUGAUCAACAUGUGUCAGCCCACGCAUAAGCGCUAUAACGUCGCCGUCACCAAAGUGCUGGGAAAGUUCAUGGAAGCCAUUAUUGUGGAUACAGAGAAAACAGCGCGCCACUGCAUUCAGAUCUUGAAAGAGCAAAUGCUGGAAGUGGAAACCUUUUUGCCCUUGGAUUAUCUGCAAGUAAAGCCCCUGAAGGAGCGACUCCGCAACAUCAGCGAACCGCGCAAUGUGCGAUUGGUCUUCGAUGUGCUCAAGUUCGAGCCACAGGAGAUCGAACGAGCCGUUCUCUUUGCCACUGGCAACGCACUAGUCUGCGAAACUCCCGAGGACGCCAUGAAGGUGGCCUACGAGAUCGAUCGAUCGCGGUUUGAUGCUCUGGCUUUGGAUGGAACGUUCUACCAGAAAUCCGGCCUCAUAUCUGGCGGCAGUCAUGAUUUGGCGCGCAAAGCCAAACGUUGGGACGAGAAGCACAUGGCACAGCUAAAGAUGCAGAAGGAACGCCUCCAAGAAGAGCUUAAGGAACUUGUGAAGAAGUCUCGCAAACAAAGUGAGCUUGCCACUGUGGAGUCGCAGAUCAAGGGCCUGGAGAAUCGUCUCAAGUAUAGUAUGGUGGAUUUGGAGUCUUCCAAAAAGUCAAUUGCCCAGUAUGACAACCAGUUGCAAGGUGUUCAAACCCAGCUGGAUGAUUUUGGGCCCAAGAUCAGUGAGAUCGAGCGACGAAUGCAAAACCGCGAGGAGCACAUACAGGAGAUUAAAGAAAACAUGAACAACGUGGAGGACAAAGUAUAUGCGAAUUUCUGCCGUCGCUUGGGUGUAAAGAACAUCCGGCAGUAUGAGGAACGGGAGCUGGUCAUGCAGCAGGAGCGGGCACGCAAGCGGGCCGAGUUCGAGCAGCAGAUAGAUUCCAUAAACUCGCAGCUGGACUUCGAGAAGCAGAAGGACACAAAAAAGAACGUUGAGCGUUGGGAACGCAGCGUGCAGGAUGAGGAAGAUGCUCUGGAGGGACUCAAAACAGCUGAGGCGCGUUAUCUAAAGGAGAUCGAUGAGGACAAGGAGAAAAUGGAAAAGUUCAAGCAGGAUAAGCAGGCCAAGAAGCAAGCCGUGGACGACAUGGAGGAAGACAUAUCCAAAGCUCGCCGGGAUGUUGCGAACCUGGCCAAAGAAAUCCACAACGUGGGAAGCCAUUUGUCAUCGGUGGAGUCCAAGAUUGAAGCGAAGAAAAACGAACGCCAGAACAUUCUUUUGCAAGCGAAAACCGAUUGCAUAGUGGUACCUUUGUUGCGUGGCUCGCUGGACGAUGCAGUGCGACAAAGCGAUGCGGAUAUGGCCUCCACAUCUACGGCAAUGGAUAAUCUUAUUGAGGUGGAUUAUUCAUCACUACCACGAGAGUUUUCCAAGCUCAAGGAUGACUCCGCCUUCAAAAAAACCCAUGAAAUGCUUCAAAAGGAUCUGCAAAGUAAACUGGAUGUGCUGGAGCGCAUACAGACGCCGAACAUGAAAGCCCUGCAGAAACUUGAUGCCGUGACAGAAAAGGUGCAAUCUACCAACGAAGAGUUUGAGAAUGCGCGGAAAAAGGCUAAGAAGGCAAAGGCUGCUUUCGAGCGGGUUAAAAAUGAGCGCUCCUCCCGGUUCGUUGCCUGCUGUCAGCACAUAUCGGAUGCCAUCGAUGGCAUCUAUAAAAAGUUGGCUCGCAACGAGGCGGCACAGGCUUACAUCGGUCCCGAUAAUCCCGAAGAACCGUAUUUGGAUGGUAUUAACUACAAUUGUGUUGCGCCCGGCAAACGUUUCCAGCCCAUGAACAACUUGAGUGGCGGUGAAAAAACCAUCGCUGCCUUGGCUCUGCUCUUCUCCACUCACAGCUAUCAUCCAGCGCCAUUCUUUGUGCUCGACGAGAUAGAUGCAGCCUUGGACAACACAAAUAUUGGCAAAGUAGCUUCGUACAUAAGAGACCACACGACUAAUCUUCAGACCAUCGUAAUCUCCUUGAAGGAGGAGUUCUACGGCCAUGCCGAUGCCCUUGUGGGCAUUACCCCUGGGGAAGGCGAUUGUCUCGUAUCAAAUGUUUAUAUCAUGGACUUGACAUCGUUUGAGGACAUAUAAACAUUAGGAAUACAAUCGGAUUAACAUUAAACAUUAGAAGUAACUUUAAUGUAAAGCUCGAGCUUUUCAAUUUCCAAUAAAUAAACCCAGUAACUGUAUAAUCUCGUA
Molecule: messenger RNA, 3916 nt
Organism: Drosophila ficusphila
Lineage: Eukaryota; Metazoa; Arthropoda; Insecta; Diptera; Drosophilidae
Gene: SMC1
Product: structural maintenance of chromosomes protein 1A
Exons: 11
Coding region: 92-3808 (1238 amino acids)
Biological process (GO): sister chromatid cohesion
Cellular component (GO): nucleus; chromosome; cohesin complex
Molecular function (GO): protein binding; ATP hydrolysis activity; DNA binding
Source: RefSeq, a predicted model, not a curated record